AUGGCAGAGGGCCACAAGAUUGAAGAUCUCUUGGCACAGAUACCGCCACAUGAGUUUGCAGCUCAUGAGAAGUGCCUGAAGAACAUCUACCUUGUGCUGGAGAAAGACAGUUAUGAGCUAUGGCGAUUCUACAUUGACAAACGAGUUCGAGCGCUCCUGGAACUCUACCAAAAAGCCUUUGAGAAGCUGAAGUCAACCAUUGGAGAGAGUGCGGCAGCAAAAGUCAUCAACCUGGAAGACGACAGUGAUGAGGAGGUGAAGGAUGAUGAGCCUGAAGUUGAGUGGACGGAGACUGAAUUGGAGACUACGCCGCCUGUGUCUUCAUUGUCUGCUCAGGCUUCAUCGUCUGCUGUCACGCCAAAGGUCUCUGAGGUCCAGCAAAUGGAUAAGAUGUCUCUGCCAGAGCUGAAGCAAAUGCUUGCCCAUGCCGAGCGGAGGAUGUCUGCUAAGAAAUUGAUGCAAGAAGAAAGGGAACGCGUCAAAUUGCUAUGGCCCGAGAAGGAUUCUUGUGAGUUGAUUGACUUGGACAGCCCUCCGCCACCAAAGGUGAGAAAGGCGAAGAGCAUAGAUGAAGUUGUAACACUCCCAAUGGUGGUCAACACGCAGGCCUUUGAACAUGCUCUUGAAGAGGCUUUGCCAACACCUUGUCCAAAAGCAGGGGAUGCACCAGAUGUCUCGGCUGAGAAGACGACUCUGGUUGUGACUCGCAGCCACCAGCUACACCUUAAGGCUGGCAAGACUGCAAGUCAAGCCAAAGAAGCUGUUGAGAGGGUCACUCAAAAGCGUGCGACAACUGAUGAGGUCGAAGAGGAAACGAAAGAUGAAGAAGAGGGACAGGAGGAAGAGAAGCCGGUCAAGGCUCGUCGCAGGCUCAGGAGAGCAGAGGUGACUGAAGAGGAUGAAGAGAUGCUGGUGAAGGCUCGUGCCAAGAGAGCAGAGGAUGAGGAGAAUGAAGUUGAAGAUGAAGAGAAACCGGUGAAGGCUCGUGCCAAGAGAGCACAGGGGAAUGAAGAUGAAGAGAAACCGGUGAAGGCUCGCGCCAAGAGAGCACAAGAGGAGAAUGAAGUUGAAGAUGAAGAGAAACCGGUGAAGGCUCGUGCCAGGAGAGCACAGAGGAAUGAAGAUGAGGAGAAACCGGUGAAGGCUCGCGCCAAGAGAGCACAGAGGAAUGAAGUUGAAGAUGAGGAGAAACCGGUGAAGGCUCGUGCCAAGAGAGCACUGGGGAAUGAAGUUGAAGAUGAAGAGAAACCGGUGAAGGCUCGUGCCAAGAGAGCACAGGGGAAUGAAGUUGAAGAUGAAGAGAAACCGGUGAAGGCUCGUGCCAAGAGAGCACAAGAGGAGGAAUGUGAGGAGGAUGUCAAGGACAAGCGAAAGGGCCGAGGCCGUCCUAGUGCCAAGACAAAGCCUAAGUCAAAGGCAAAGUCAAAGGCAAGGGGCAAGCCUGAUGAGUCGAGAAAAGAUGUGGAGGAGACAAAGAAACGUGUUGCGGUGCCUGGCUUCCCCUUGACGUUUGCGCGUCGCUACCGACCAGAAAGUGAGUCAUCUGCUGCUCACUGGGAGGCGAAGGUGAAGUUCUGGAAGUUUGCCACCGAUGACUGGUCCAUGAAUGGUGAAGAUGACAGUUUGAAGGGUCUCUCGGACUUCUACAAGACGAGUGCUGAGAACUUCUGUUCGUGA
This is a messenger RNA of Durusdinium trenchii, 1677 nucleotides long. The record is from the annotation of a GenBank genome assembly. NCBI's taxonomy places the organism in Eukaryota, Dinophyceae, Suessiales, Symbiodiniaceae.